AUGGGAUCUACACAACCUAUGAUUGUGAUGCACCCGAAAUAUAUCGACGAGAUCAAGAACCACCCGGACUUAAGCUUCACUGAUGCCAUCAAGAGGAACUUCUUCGACGACCGGAUAUCUGGCUUUGAGCCGUUCCACGGCGGAAGCUCGAUGAAGGUCACCGUCGAUGUCGUGCGAACCAAGCUGACCCAAGCUCUUGAAUGGACACCAUACAAUUUUGCUCACAAGGCCCCGUAUAUGAUCGCCCGCCUCUCUUCGCUCAUUUUUAUGGGGGAGACUGUCAGCCGCAACGCAGAAUGGAUUGAUGUGUCUGUCCACUAUGCAAUUGACGCGUUCGUCGCCAUGCGGGAGUUGCGCAAUUGGCCUUCCGUCCUUCGUCCCAUUGUUCACUGGUUCCUGCCUUGUACCCGGAAGCUGCGCAGCCAUUUGUCCAAAGCUCAAAGCAUCGUCAACAACGAGACCAAGAAACGGUCAUUGAUCCGAGAGGGCAAGCUCCCCAAAGACCCGUCUCAUAAGCCCGAUGCAUUGGACUGGCUCCAUGACACCGCGGAGGCUCAACAGAACCGUGAAUUCAACCAGGAUCGUGCUCAGGUCGGACUGGCCCUGGCGGCAAUCCACACCACGUCGAACUUGCUUACCAACAUCAUGUACGAUCUCGCUGCAUACCCGGAGUACAUCCAGCCACUUCGUGAUGAGAUCUGUGCAGUUGCCGCUGUGGACGGGGUGCUUAACAAGGCUAGCUUGCUGAAGUUCAAGUUGAUGGAUAGUAUCAUGAAGGAGUCGCAACGAACCCACCCUGUGUCAUUGGUCUCUCUGAACCGUCUCGUUCAACGAAAAAUCGUUCUCUCGGACGGCACCGUACUUCCCAAGGGUGCAAACGUUGCCGUCUCCACCAGACCCCUCGAAGACGACGAUGUCUACCCCAAUGCUGCUACCUACGACGGCUACCGGUUCUUGAAGAAGCGCCAAGAGCCAGGUAAUGAGCACAAACAUCAAUUUGUCACGACAACCACUGAGCACUUUGUUUUCGGACACGGUGUUCACGCUUGCCCGGGCCGCUUCUUCGCCGCCAUGGAAACCAAGAUCCUGCUCCUGCAUUUGGUGAUGAAGUACGAUUUCAAGUUGCAGAGUGAAGGCCGGCCCAAGAACUUUGAGUGCGGCUUUGAAUCCAUCACCGAUCCCACGAUUGAGCUAUUGUUCCGAUCUCGGCAGCCCGAGGUCGAUUUGAGUUUCUUCGGGGAGUAG
This is a messenger RNA of Penicillium salamii, 1245 nucleotides long. Lineage: Eukaryota; Fungi; Ascomycota; Eurotiomycetes; Eurotiales; Aspergillaceae. The record is from the annotation of a GenBank genome assembly.